AUGAGUGAUGAAAACCUUAAGCCUAAAAGAAUUAGAAUGAUUUGGCGAACCCAAAAAAUUAAAGUAGAUUGUGGAGUGUUCACGAUGCGGCAUAUGGAGACCUAUAUGGGAGAAAAAGAUGGAAAAUGGAAUUCUAGAUUUGGAAAAGAAAACUAUGCUCAAAAAGUAACUCUAGAUUUUCUUAGAUGUAAAUAUGCUGCAAAGUUGAUAUUAUCUGAAACUAAUGAAGUUGCUUCCAAGAUUCUUGAGCUUACAAAAGAAUACAACAAGGUUGAAGAAAGUAUAAGGAAAAGGGAAAGAGAUAUGGCUAAGACGAUGAUUAAACAAAGAUUAGAGAGUAUAUAA
Molecule: messenger RNA, 345 nt
Organism: Lactuca saligna
Lineage: Eukaryota; Viridiplantae; Streptophyta; Magnoliopsida; Asterales; Asteraceae
Source: the annotation of a GenBank genome assembly